AUGACUUAUUUUCAGAAAAAAGCAGCCGCAUUCUAUUCACUUGAACUUCAUGGUGCAUGUACGAUCUUCAUCUUCGAGGAGACUGACGUGCAACAGUCUUGUGAUGCAUUGUUUGAAUUAAAUCGAUACCCAACAUAUUCCUCAUGUGAAUGCAGGAUAACGACACCAAAAGAAGUGGUGUUCGAGAACAUUGGAGCCAAACACAGCGGUAGCAGCAAGCCAUGCAAUGGUAUCCCAAAUGCAGCGAGUGGUGUCUAUGUAUACGCGGAUCAGGAUUCUCAACUCUUUCUUCUCUUCGAUUUUCUCUCUAUUCAACUGAUCAUUCCGGAUUGCUUCGAGGAAGACCUAUUUACGAAUGAAGUUUAG
This is a messenger RNA of Necator americanus (New World hookworm), 366 nucleotides long. RefSeq lists its product as uncharacterized. The transcript has a single exon. Lineage: Eukaryota; Metazoa; Nematoda; Chromadorea; Rhabditida; Ancylostomatidae. Bases 1 to 366 code for a protein of 121 amino acids. The record is from RefSeq and is a predicted model, not a curated record.